Penicillium atrosanguineum is the source of this 1422-nucleotide messenger RNA. Its product is annotated as RUS1 family protein. The record is from RefSeq and is a predicted model, not a curated record. The coding region runs from base 1 to 1422 and encodes 473 amino acids. The transcript is spliced from 7 exons. NCBI's taxonomy places the organism in Eukaryota, Fungi, Ascomycota, Eurotiomycetes, Eurotiales, Aspergillaceae.
AUGGUGGCCCACGCAGGGAGACUUUUGACCUUUCGCGAAACAGAUGAGGCUGACAACCUUACGGCGACUUAUGUCUACUCUACGCAGAAUGUGCCGUCCAAGCGGGAUGCGCCUUCGGGAAGGGUGGAUGUAAUGGAUCCAUCCUCGAACUUGUUGACCUGGUCUACCAAGCCUCUCAUCAGCUCUCUCAGCGAUGUCUUUCUUCCUUCGGGCUACCCUCAAAGCGACUCCCUCCAAGCCUUCUGCAGCUCAAUAGCAGGCCUCCUCUCCUCCAGAGCCGUUCUACAAGGCGUCGGCGUCGGCGACGCAAACGCCUCUCCGUCAUCGGCUCUGCUUCUACACAUCCUCCAAGACUCAUCAGGUCGUGUAGCAACCAUUCUCUUUGCCCACCGAGUUGGCACAGCCCUUGAGCCAGAAUGCAAGACCUAUCGUCUAGCAGCCGAUGUAUUCAACGACAUCGCUAUGAUCAUGGACUGUCUUUCGCCAAUGGUCCCAGCUGGAGUGAUGCGCCACGGCGGGCGUCCUGCGCGCCCUAUGUGGGGUUGCAGGGGGAGUUCGAAGGCGAGUUUGAGUGCUCAUUUUGCGAAAUGGGGGAACUUGGCUGAGCUCAAUGCUAAAGACUCGUCCCAAGAGACGGUCAUUUCUCUUAUUGGCAUGCUGGUCGGCUCAGUAGUUGUCUCCUACGUCACUGGAUUCAAGGCAACUUGGGCAGCACUUCUGAUCCUCUUAGCGGCACAUCUCAGCCUCAACUAUGCAGCAGUGCGAGCCGUCCAGAUGACAAGUCUGAACAGACAACGAGCAAACAUAAUUUUCUCCACUUUACUCGAGUCCGACUCCGCCAUCGACCUAGAAUCUCUACGCGCCGGAGACCUAUCACCAAAACCAAAGAAAGACAAUGCACGCUGGAUCAUCCUAACCCCAGCCCAAGUAUCCCAGCAAGAACGCAUCUUUCACCGCUCCGGCGCCCUCCAUUGGACCACCCCAACCCAGACAUACAGCUUAGGCACUGCCGAAAUAGGAAUUCCCCUCUCCUCAUUCUUCAAACACGGCCAAACCACCAGGACCUCAAAAACUAACAUCCCAAUGCGCGACCUGGCAACUCUCUUUACGCACGAAUCCUACAUUCUAUACCUCCAUCCCACCAAACCAAAAUCGCAUGCCUCAAUCCUCCUAAAGAGCAAUUGCACAGUGCACACGCAACUAAAAGCCUGGAUGCACGCCCUCCUCGCCUUACGAGUUCUAUCCACCUCACCCAGUUCAUCCAUUGAAAUCCUCCCAGUCCUAACCACCACCUUAUCAACCGUGAAUACCCGCUUCCCAGAAUACAUGCAAGCCCUCUCAGACUCAAACUGGAACAUCACAAUCCCAGCCCUAGAAACCCGUUCCGGCCGCAGAGUUACAUUGGAAUGGGUCUAUGAUUAG